Guillardia theta CCMP2712 is the source of this 963-nucleotide messenger RNA. RefSeq lists its product as hypothetical. Gene Ontology annotation, molecular function: metalloaminopeptidase activity. The record is from RefSeq and is a predicted model, not a curated record. Gene Ontology annotation, biological process: proteolysis. NCBI's taxonomy places the organism in Eukaryota, Cryptophyceae, Pyrenomonadales, Geminigeraceae. The coding region runs from base 1 to 963 and encodes 320 amino acids. The transcript is spliced from 7 exons.
AUGCGGAUUAGACAGCUGGCCCCCAAGCUUGCUCGGCGCCAGAGGAACCUGUGCUCAGGUUUCUUCUCGGAGAUCUUUGGGCGGGGGAAACGAGGCUCGGGGUACCACAUUCCUGAGCACAUAGAGAAGCCGGACUAUGCUGAGGAUGGGACCCCCAAAGGGAUCCCCCCGGUGUUUCCCUGGAUCAUUUACCAGAACACGCCGGAGGAGAUUGAAUGUGCUCGAGAGGCUGGCAGGAUAUCGAGGGAGGUGCUUGAUGCUGCAGGCAAGGCGGUUCAGGAGGGUGUGAGCACAGCGGAGAUAGACGAAGUUGUCUACCAAGAGACUAUCAAGAGGGGGGCGUACCCCUCCCCGCUCAACUACCGCGGGUUCCCAAGGUGCGUGUGCACUUCCCUCAACGAGGUAGUAUGCCACGGGAUACCGGACCCGAACAGGAAGUUUGUGCAGGGAGACAUCGUCAACAUAGAUGUCUCCUGUUACAUUCGUGGUUACCACGGCGACAACAGCGAGAUGUUCUGUGUGGGGGAGGUGGAUGAGGGCGCAAAGAAGCUGCUCAAGGUCACGUACGACAGUUGGCAGGCGGCAAUCGCCAUCUGUCGUCCUGGGGUUCCUUACAACAAGAUAGGCCAUGUCAUCGACGAUUAUGUCACCAGUCACGGGUUCUCGACGACCAAGAACUUUCUCGGCCAUGGAGUCGGCAAGAUUUUUCAUACCACCCCCAACGUAUUCCAUCAUGGAACGUCGCGCGACCUGGGGAUCAUGGCUCCUGGCCACAUUUUUACCAUUGAACCUAUGAUCAACGAGGGCACAGAUCAGAACCAUACCCUGGAUGAUGGUUGGACAAUCGUCACCUCUGACAACAAGCGAAGUGCUCAAUUUGAACACACCCUUCUUAUCACUGAAACAGGCGUGGAAAUUCUGACAAAGAAGUCAGCAACUUCCCCGAAGCAGUUUUGGGAAUGA